Polypterus senegalus (gray bichir) is the source of this 2570-nucleotide messenger RNA. RefSeq names its product DNA methyltransferase 1 associated protein 1 (gene dmap1). NCBI's taxonomy places the organism in Eukaryota, Metazoa, Chordata, Cladistia, Polypteriformes, Polypteridae. Gene Ontology annotation, biological process: DNA repair; chromatin remodeling; negative regulation of transcription by RNA polymerase II. The record is from RefSeq and is a predicted model, not a curated record. Gene Ontology annotation, cellular component: NuA4 histone acetyltransferase complex; Swr1 complex; nucleus. Gene Ontology annotation, molecular function: transcription corepressor activity. The coding region runs from base 153 to 1541 and encodes 462 amino acids. The transcript is spliced from 11 exons.
AUGCAUCUUUUCGUGAAGAACGUUGAUUCUUGGGAUUGAAGGCCGUGAAUGGUUACAGUGAGCGGAACUGUUAGAAAUUGGAAAACAAAAACGUGGAGUCUGGAAUAUUAAUUUUCCCUUGUCGUUGUUGGACGUUCAAGUGAUAGGUCAAAAUGACAACAGGAGCGGAUGUUCGGGAUAUCCUUGAACUGGGGGGAGGAGAAGUGGAUGCUGGACCAAUCAGCAAAAAAGAUAUAAUUAACUCUGAUAAGAAAAAAUCAAAAAAAUCUACUGAGACCCUGACAUUUAAAAGACCAGAGGGCAUGCACAGAGAAGUUUAUGCACUUCUUUAUUCUGACAAGAAAGAUGCACCUCCGUUACUACCUAGUGACACAACACAGGGCUAUCGUACAGUGAAAGCCAAGCUGGGAUGUAAAAAAGUGCGGCCAUGGAAGUGGAUGCCUUUCACAAACCCAGCGCGAAAAGACGGAGCAAUAUUUUACCAUUGGAGGCGCUUAGCUGAUGAAGGGAAGGAUUACCCAUUUGCCAGAUUUAAUAAAACAGUGCAGGUUCCAGUAUAUUCUGAACAGGAGUAUCAAAUGUAUCUUCAUGACGAUGGAUGGACUAAAGUAGAGACGGAUCACCUUUUUGACCUCUGCAAGCGCUUUGAUCAAAGGUUCAUUGUCAUUCAUGACCGCUAUGACCAUCAGCAGUUUAGGAAAAGAUCAGUUGAAGAUUUAAAGGAACGUUACUAUGCCAUUUGUGCCAAGUUAACAAAGAUUCGUGCACCAUCAGGCAGUGAUCCAAAAAUCUAUGUGUUUGAUGCAGGCCAUGAAAGACGCAGAAAGGAACAGUUGGAAAGGCUAUAUCAUCGCACUCCUGAGCAAGUGGCAGAAGAAGAGUAUCUAAUACAGGAAUUGAGAAAGAUAGAGACAAGAAAAAAAGAGAGGGAGAAGAAGGCACAAGACCUGCAAAAACUCAUUACAGCUGCUGACACCACUACAGAGAUGCGACGUGCAGAACGCAAAGCUACGAAAAAGAAACUACCCCAAAAACGAGAGACAGAAAAGCCAGCUGUUCCUGAGACAGCGGGCAUCAAAUUUCCAGACUUCAAAUCAGCAGGUGUCACACUCAGAAGCCAAAGGAUGAAACUGCCAAGCUCUGUGGGACAGAAGAAGAUUAAAGCCAUUGAACAGAUUCUAACAGAACAGGGAGUUGAUCUGAACCCGAUGCCAACUGAGGAGAUUGUGCAAAUGUUCAAUGAAUUGCGCAGUGACCUGGUUUUGGUAUAUGAGCUGAAACAGGCACAUGCCAACUGCGAGUAUGAGCAGCAGAUGCUACGGCACAGAUACGAGGCCCUCCUGAAGGCAGGUGGGGCUUCUGCAGCUGCUGGCGAGGGGCUUGGACCUGAAGGACAGAUGGGGCUCGGGCCUGAUGACUCAAAAGGAGAAGGAAAGGAGCACAUCAUUGAUGUAGUGGGAGCCCCUCUAACACCUAACUCUAGGAAACGGAGAGAAUCGGCUUCCAGCUCUUCCUCAAUUAAGAAAGCAAAGAAACUCUGAACUUAUUGAGCCAUAUUUGACGAGUGACAUGCAGCGGACUGAGCAGCAGGAUUGUUUGGAUGGGAUUGGAGUUUGGAAGCCCCCAGAAUUGACAUCAACUCGAGCCUCCUAGUUGUGGUGUAUGGAGCUCUGGGGUUUGGAAGUAAAUGUUCACUGGAGAUGCCAGUGGCUCAAAGCUACGCGGCUGUGCAGACUCAGAUCAAUAGACUUGACACGCUGUGGCCAGCCGUCCAUUGCCAGACUUCUGUUUUCCUGUCUUUUUUUAUCAUCUUUCUUGACUGGUUUGAGCCUUCAGUUCCUUUACUGUUAUUGCUAGUUGAUGUCUCCUUCUUCCCCGUUUCAACUGUAAAUGUACAUUUUUGUAUAAAUCCACACACCACAAUGCAGAUGAGCCGCUGUGCUCUCUUCAGUUUGGCCUCGGCCUCUUCAGAGCUCGGACGUUUAGCAGAAGGGGUCUGGUGAAGGGCUAUAAAAUUAGACCAGUUAGGAGGAGUGGGUGCAAAAUGAGGAAAAACCGUGUCACUGGUUUUAUUGAAGCUUAAAGGAACACAAACAAAAAAAAAAAACAGAAAAGGAACAAACUUCAUAACUACAAAGUGUACAAUUAAUUUGAAAACACUGGACAAUGGGGGUGCGUUACAAACAGGCAGUACAGUUACAGUUGAGGUUACUGUCAUGAAAGGCCGCUUUCUCUAUGAAUGAUGUAAAUUGUCACCGUCACCGUGACCGGAUGUGAAACUCCUUUGCUUUCCUUGCCUUUUUGUCACUUUCUUCAUUUAGGCUCAGACCGGGGAUCCAUUAAUCCGUGACCUGUGCAAUGGAGGGGCACUUGGGAUUGCAUGGCUGCCGUUAAAGACAGGGAGCCUCUGCUCCACAGCCCUUGCACCCACACGGAAAGGCUCUCAUUUUUAGGAUAACAACUUUGCUGUUCUUUUACUCUUUUCUACUUUUCUUUGUUUUACAGAUCAGUCACUGUAGUUAAUAUUAAUGCCAUUUUAAUUGUGAAAUAAAUGCGGAUAGCAAACAAGG